UUUAGAAACAAUAAUAAUAAUUCUAUGGAUCUUUCAUCUGCAGAAUGGUUUGGUCAGGAGAUAGAUGAGUGGCAAAUGAUGAACGCAACAUUUGACGAUUUUGCCGUCUUCUCUCCUGAAACGGUGUCGUUUCCAUCCUCCGCCGGGUACUGUUCGCCGCCUUUUCCGCCGUUAUCGUCUAGUAACGGUUUUCAGACGGUGGUUGAGAACCCGGCGGGGGCUGUGAACCGGGUUCAGGAGGCUUCUUCGUCGUCCAGUAUUAUAUCUUUUGCAAACUCUGAUUUGCCGUGGGCUAGUCAGCAUUUGGCUAAUUGUAAUCCCAAAGGCGCCUCGGUGAAGACGGAGAUGGUUUUCACGUCUGGGAGUUGUGUCGCGGAUGGUCGGAAGGACAUGAUUGGGUUUGGCGGCGCCGGCGCUGUCAAGAAGGGUGCGGCGGUUAGGAACGCUGUACAAGCUCAAGAUCAUGUGAUGGCUGAGAGAAGAAGAAGAGAAAAGCUCACACAAUGCUUCAUUGCUUUAUCUUCCCUCGUUCCUGGCCUAAAGAAGUUAGACAAGGCAUCGGUGCUUGGAGCGGCCAUUAAGCACAUAAAGGAUCUGAAAGAACGUGUGGAAACGUUGGAGGAAAACGCCAAGAGACACGCCGAAGAACCACUACCUGCGACGGCGGCCGUGAAGAGAGUGCGGCUGUGUGGCAGCGACGAUGAUAGCAGCUAUUCAUCGGACGAAAACUCGGACGCCAGCACGGAGAUGUCGUUGCCGGAGAUCGAAGUGCGAUCCUCGGAUCAGAAUAUGCUAAUUAGGGUUCACUGCAAGAAGCACAACGGGGUGAUUAAGGAAAUCUUUAGCGAUUUAGAAAAGAUGCAACUAAGCAUCCUUAGCAGCAGUGUAAUGCCUUUCGGCAAAACCACAACACACAUCACCAUUAUUGCUCAGAUGGAUCAUAAAUUUUGCAUGGCAGCUAAGGAUGUGGCAAGCACCAUACGGAUGACCAUAUUGAAGCUCUUAGGCUGUGAGGAAUCGAGUUCCCCCUUUUAAAGAAUUACAAUUCAAUAUCAAGUAUUCAAGUUUACAUUUUUAUAUAUCAAGAAACUAGGUUGUAGUUGAAACAUAGUGAGUUAUAUAUAUAUAUAUGUUUGAAUUGGUGUGUAAGCUGAUCUCAUGCUGAGGAUUGAGACCACCGAGCAGCCAUGAAAGAUUAAGGUUGGGAAGCUUCGAUGUGUCGCAAAGGGUGUUUUUUGCGAGGUGGAUAAGUUAGCUUAGCCCUCGUUUUAUUACCCACGUGUUUCACAUGGAACGACGCUUCAGUUUGAAGAAUCAAAGACGAUGGAGUGAGGUUGUCGGAGGUUUUUUUUUUUGUCCUCUUUUGAGAGGCUGUGCGCAUUA
Messenger RNA from Ipomoea triloba (trilobed morning glory), 1383 nucleotides. Its product is annotated as transcription factor NAI1-like. The transcript has 3 exons. Gene Ontology annotation, molecular function: protein dimerization activity. Bases 25 to 1035 code for a protein of 336 amino acids. The record is from RefSeq and is a predicted model, not a curated record. NCBI's taxonomy places the organism in Eukaryota, Viridiplantae, Streptophyta, Magnoliopsida, Solanales, Convolvulaceae.